This is a messenger RNA of Macrosteles quadrilineatus (aster leafhopper), 3869 nucleotides long. Its product is annotated as WD repeat-containing protein 35-like. Bases 220 to 3765 code for a protein of 1181 amino acids. Gene Ontology annotation, molecular function: protein binding. NCBI's taxonomy places the organism in Eukaryota, Metazoa, Arthropoda, Insecta, Hemiptera, Cicadellidae. Gene Ontology annotation, cellular component: non-motile cilium; intraciliary transport particle A. Gene Ontology annotation, biological process: intraciliary retrograde transport; protein localization to cilium; non-motile cilium assembly. The transcript has 23 exons. The record is from RefSeq and is a predicted model, not a curated record.
GACAGUAACACUAACAAAUCGACUAUAUCUAAAUGCAGUAGUGAAAAUUAGUGAUUAUGAUAUGUUAAGAAAAUUAACCUCAGAAUUAAUGAGAGUUUAUUGAUCAAUCAGUUAAAUCAGGAGUCUAAUUUACAUGCUGGCAUAAGUUACAAAAUAAAAAUCUCCCAACGUAGGCCUAAUUGUUUGGUAGCCUACCUAAGAAAAGAAAACCCCAUCAUCAUGUUCAUUUACCUCAGCAAAAAGAUUGCUAUUCCAAACAACACAAAAAUUAACUGUUUGGCCUGGAGUAGCGAGCAAGGAUGGAUUGGGGUUGGUGGUGAUGAUGGUUUACUCAAAGUCCUCAAACUAGAUCCAGGCAAAGAUGGGAAAGUAAAGGGUUUGGCAGCACCAGCUAACCUCUCUAUGAAUCAGACUCUGGAGGGACACUCUGGAAAGGUUCAAGUGAUAACAUGGAAUGAGAAUCAUCAGAAGUUGACAACAAGUGAUCAGAGUGGGCUCAUUAUUGUUUGGAUGUUGUAUAAGGGUUCAUGGUAUGAAGAAAUGAUCAACAAUCGUAACAAGUCUGUUGUCAAAGGGAUGGCUUGGAAUUCUGAUGGUCAGAAAAUCUGCAUUGUAUAUGAAGAUGGUGCUGUGAUUGUCGGUUCUGUGGAUGGAAACCGUAUCUGGGGCAAGGAGCUGAAAGGUACAGCAUUGACAGGUGUUCAGUGGUCGCCGGACGGAAAACUACUGCUUUUCAGUUUACGGGAUGGGGAGGUCCAUGCUUACGACAAUCAGGGAAACUUUGGUAUGAAAGUGAACAUCCAAUGCCUGGGCAACACAGGGACAGGUCAAGUGUGGGUGAAGUCAGCUACAGUGGUGGGGAUGGCCUGGUACGACGGACACAACGGAUAUGUGGACGAGGACUGUCCCUGUCUGGUCAUCUGUUACCACUCAGGUCACCUUCAGAUCAUGAGAUCUGAGAAUGACGACAGUCCUGUGAUUCUUGACACUGGUAUCUCUGCUGUUGGGUGCUCGUGGAACCACAACGGUAGUGCUCUGGCAGUUACUGGAUCAAUGGUCCUUACUGGGGAAACCAAAUCUUGCAAUGUCGUACAAUUUUUCACACCAUUUGGUGAGCACCUCCGCACCUUGAAGAUCCCCGGACGGGAAGUGACAUGCUGUGUGUGGGAGGGUUCAUCAUUGCGUGUUGCACUCGCUGUAGACUCAUUCAUCUACUUCGCCAACAUCCGGCCGAGCUACAAGUGGUGCUACUUCUCUAACACUGUGGUCUACUCAUACAACCGCCACGACCGGCCCGGCGUUCACCUUACAUUCUGGAACACUAACAAUGCUGAGUGCUAUAGUAAAGCUGUGAAGUCACUGUUAGGAGUGGCUGCAUGUAAGGAUCAUUGUGUUUUGGCCAUCAAAGCUGAGGAUGCUAGCGCUCAAUAUGGCCUCAUACUGUGCAACGCCAUAGCUACGCCGGUAGACUCUAAGUAUAUGGAGUUGGAACCCCUUUUUGUAGCCAUUAACUCCAGUCAUGUGUUUGCUGCUUCAAGAGACAACUUCCUACUGUGGCACUACAUCACACCCAAGAGUCAUUCUACCCUAGGCAAUGCAGGAACUCGUCAUCGCAAAGAGCGGUUGUACCACAUUGACGACACGCCGUCCGGAGUGGCGGAAGUUAUACAAGAUCUGGAUCACACAUUCCAACCUACAAUCAGUACUCAGGCAACAGCUGAUCCUAUCUGCUGUCUGGCUGUCAGUGAGAAGGUGCUACUGAUAGGUAGAGAGUCUGGCACCAUACAACGCUACAGUCUACCCCAGGUGGCUCUGGUACAGAGAUACAACCAGCCCUGCAGACCUCACACUGUCUCUAUCAACUGUGACUCCUCGAUGGCGUCAGUGAUAGAUGCCACUGGGGUGUUGACUCUGCUAGAGCUGGAGCCUGGGUCUGCUCCUCCAGGUACGCUGGAGAGGAAGGACGUGUGGGCCAUGGUCUGGGCCUCUGAUAACCCUCAGUUGCUGGCUAUCAUGGAGAAGACCAGGAUGUAUGUACUGAGGGGUGUUGACCCCGAGGAGCCUAUACCUAGUGUCGGCUACAUCUGCUCCUUCCAGGACUUGGAGAUCCGAGCCGUGUUGUUAGACGAGGUGAUACAAUGCAAGGGUCAGCCUACCAGGGAGCAGCACCUGCUGGACUUGGAGGUGAAAAGUCUACGAGACACUCGUCAGCUGCUGGACAAGGUCGGCAUCCCAGAGACAAUAUCUUUCAUUGAGGAAAACCCUCAUCCUCGCCUGUGGAGACUUCUAGCAGAGGCAGCUGUUAGAAAGUUAGACCUCACUACGGCUGAGGCGGCUUUUGUGCGGUGUAGCGACUAUGCUGGCAUACAACUGGUUAAACGUAUUGCUAAUGUCACGAGCGAUCAUCUAAAGCGAGCCCAGGUUGCCGCUUACUUCUCGGAGUUUGACGAGGCGGAGAGACUCUAUCUAGAGGCAGACCGCAGAGAUCUGGCGGUGGCGUUGCGGGAACGUCUCGGAGACUGGUUCCAGAUGAUGCAACUCGUCAACACAUCACUGCCUGGGACCUCGGUGCAUACAACGGCCCAGGUGCAGUCUGCGUGGAACAACAUCGGUGACUACUUUGCUGACCGUAGCCAAUGGGAAAAUGCCCGAGAGUAUUAUCAAAAAGCUGCUAACACUGAAAAGUUGAUUCAGUGCUAUCAACAGCUCGAAGAUUUUCAUGCUCUUGAGAAAACAGUGGCAGACCUGCCUGAAAAACACCCAUUGUUGCCUCGCAUUGCUGAGAUAUUUGUCACCAUGGGCAUGUGUCAGGAGGCUGUCUCCACAUAUGUUAAGAGUGGGUCUAUACAGCAGGCGGUGGAGGCUAGUGUGACAUUGAAUCAGUGGGACCAGGCAGUGGCACUGGCAGAGAAGCACAACAUGUUGGCAGACAUCGGGCGACUGCUGGACAAGUACGCCAGCUCACUCAUGGACCACGGCACCUCACUGGAGGUGGUACAACUGUACAGGAAGGCCGGCCGAUACCUGGACGCUGCUAAACUUAUGUAUCAGGUUGCUGAAGAAGAAGGACAGAAACGAGCCAAGCCAUUGAAGAUGAAGAAACUCUAUGUUCUGGCAGCACUGCUUGUGGAGGAGUUUAACUCUCAACGACAGAAUGUUUUGGGAUCUGUCGGUGGCAAGAGCUCAGCAUUGUUUGGUGACACAGAUGCUAGUGCUGAUAUGAGGAUCUUGGAUUCAGCAUGGAGAGGGGCUGAAGCCUAUCACUUCUUGAUGCUGGCUCACCGUCAACUGUACACAGGAAAUGCGGAUGCAGCAAUGUUAACAGCUUUAAAUCUGAAGAACUACGAAGACAUUUUGAACACAGAAGAUAUCUUCUGCCUGUUGGCUUGUGCUAGUGCUGCAUGUAAAGCAUUUGGAACUUGCUCCCGGGCCUUCAUGAAACUAGAGAGCUUAGAGUCUGUGUCGGAGAGUAAACGUGAGGAGUAUGCAGACUUGGCUCUAGAGAUCUUCACCAAGUAUGUGACCGAGGAUUCACACACUAGCAACAACAUGUGUGCGUCAUGUAACACCACAGUGCCUCUAUGGUCGGGGCUGUGUCCCAGCUGUGGUGUGAGGUACCCAGCGUGUGUUGCGUCUGGUCGCCCAAUCAGCAGCCUGGGUGAGGCGUGGUCCUGUCCCAGCUGUCAUCACAGCGCACUCUACCACGAGAUGGACCAACGCGACGUCUGCCCUCUCUGUCACUCCUGCAGCUCUACACACCUCUAGAACAACCACUUAGCCUAGCCAUUCCUCCUUAAAAUGAGGGCAGAAAAUGAUGAUAAGAAUCAUCAUGACCGAUCAUCAUAAUAAAAUGAUGACAGCAAUCACCA